AACAUAUUUUAUGCUGUUUAUUGUUUUGUAAGCUUUUGUAUAAAGUACGCUCCAGAUUCAAGACAACGUGGUGAUACUACUGGUUCAUGUUGUUUGGUCUGAGAUCAUAAGUGCCAAUGAGAAUUAAUUUCAAAUAAGUUUCUUUAUUUUUAUUUUUUUAAUUUGGCUAUUAAUCCUUGGAAAUGUAGAUCGCAAGCUCAAAAAUAAUUUUCAACGGGGUGACGUGUUCCCAAUUUUUGUAAAUGUUAUUCUUAGUAGAGUACUUCCUCAUUUCACAAAACAAACCCUGGGCAAAAAUGAAUGAGGGAGAAUAUUGUUUCGGGAGCAUUUGGGAAGUUGGACAGAAAGAUUAGGUUUCUAAGUCAGAAAGUACUUUUGAAGUUGCAAAACGAAACUUUGUACGGUCCGCGGUCGACGAACCGCAUUGAUUAAGACUGCUCCUAGAGCCAGGCGACUUCUCUUUGGCACGAAAUGGCCAAGAGGCUGAAACUUUUCCACUUUUCUUUUCGAACAGAAACAAUCCACGUUAAAGAAAAAAACAAAACAAAUCACAUGGAUUUUAUUUUGCAAUUUUACCAACUUUUUAAAUGUAAAUUUGUUAAAUUUCAAAUUUUAAAAAAUGUUGAGGAUAUUGAAAAGAUAUCGGGACUGUUUUCGAAGGUCGUUUUCCUCUGAGGCACCCUCCGAUUGGCAUCGCAGCUCACCUUUUCCGUAUUACGACCCAUGGUUCAGCCGAUCGACUAGAGGUGACAUGCCACGAACUAAAACUGGAGGAAAAUACACUGUUUCAGCUGUGCCCGGUGUUGGGAUCGGUGUCGAGAUGAUGGCAAUCCUCAUGGAAGUGUUCGACUGCAUGGGCGCCCCCAUAAAUUUCGAGAUGAUGCCAAUUCUAAGCAACGAAUUAGAAUUUAAAAACGCAAUGUUGUCAGUCAGAAGAAACGGAGUGGCCAUCAAAGGCAAUAUCGAAGAAAAGACACCGAUGCAAUUCGCCGGACGUGAGUUACUGACCAAAAACUCAAUUUUUCGCAAGGAGUUAGACCUCUUUGUUAACGUAACACAUAUCAAGAGCUUCCGAGCGCUGAGAAACUUGGUGAAAGCGAAGAAAGACAUUGACAUCGUCAUCAUGCGGAGCAAUCACGAGGGAGAGUUUUUCCUUCUCGAACACUCCCCUAUGAAAAAUCUGAUCGAAAACUACAAAGUGUCUACUUCUUACAACGCCGAUCGUCUGGCUCGCUACGCAUUCGAAUAUGCCAUGUGCUACAAACGUUCAAAAAUCACGUUGGCCAAGAACGUCGAGACGGCACCAAAAUGCGGCAAACUGUUCGACGAAAGUGUCUCUAAGAUUGCCAAAUUAUACCCGAAAAUUAAAUUCGAGAGUUUAUCCGAGACCGCUGUCAUUACGACACUGUUUAAGAACCCCGAAAAAUUCGACCUAAUCCUUUGCAGCGGACUGACGGGUUCGCUCAUUGCGCCGAUGUUGCUCGGCCUGAUAGGUGGAGUGACUCUGGGUUGUUUUGGAGAGAUCAGCGAAAGGUACAUAGUUUUUGAACCGGCCGGGAGAAUACGGGGAACCAAGCUGAUGAAAAAAAAUGUAGCCAAUCCAACACCUUUCUUGCUGGCCGGAGCUUCAGUUCUUAAUGCUGUUGGAGCAGAGUUGUAUGCCGAUUAUUUAGUGGAUGGACUUGAUGAGACUUUUCGACAAGGUGUGAGGACGGCAGACAUCGGAGGAAAAGCAACCACGUCCGAUUUCAUCAAAGCUCUCAUCGAUAACAUUAAGCACAAAGUGCCGAGUGUUCUUUGCAAGCACGAUUUACCACUUGCGAAGAACAAAAUUAUAAUACCCCCCUACCUGCAUCCUGAGAAAUAGAGAUUAUUUUAAAAUAUAUUUCUCAAGUCGUA
Molecule: messenger RNA, 1899 nt
Organism: Cimex lectularius (bed bug)
Lineage: Eukaryota; Metazoa; Arthropoda; Insecta; Hemiptera; Cimicidae
Product: isocitrate dehydrogenase [NAD] subunit gamma, mitochondrial
Exons: 8
Coding region: 620-1867 (415 amino acids)
Biological process (GO): tricarboxylic acid cycle; isocitrate metabolic process
Cellular component (GO): mitochondrion
Source: RefSeq, a predicted model, not a curated record